Molecule: messenger RNA, 1434 nt
Organism: Hevea brasiliensis (rubber tree)
Lineage: Eukaryota; Viridiplantae; Streptophyta; Magnoliopsida; Malpighiales; Euphorbiaceae
Product: protein DUF642 L-GALACTONO-1,4-LACTONE-RESPONSIVE GENE 2
Exons: 3
Coding region: 113-1291 (392 amino acids)
Cellular component (GO): plasma membrane
Source: RefSeq, a predicted model, not a curated record
AAUCUUGCAUAACAAAAGGACACUCUGUGACUUCUCCGUUUCCUCUCUGCAAACCCACGCUCAGAGAGAGAGAGAGAGACAGACAGAGAGAGAGCUUGGCCAAGAAGUAAACAUGGUUCAAAGCUCAACAGGAAGAAACUGGUUCGCUUCGUCUAUUAUUCUCUUCUUCGCUCUGUUUGCUAGUGCUAUACUAGGAGAAGAUGGACUGGUGACCAACGGUGAUUUUGAAACGGCACCAUCCAACGGUUUCCCUAGCGGCGCUUUAGCGGAUGGGCCCAACGAAAUCCCCAGCUGGAAAGUAAGCGGCGCCGUAGAGCUCGUAUCUUCGGGGCAAAAACAGGGUGGGAUGAUCCUCAUUGUACCCGGUGGUACACAUGCAGUGAGAUUGGGCAACGACGCAGAGAUAAGCCAAGAGUUGACGGUGGAGAAAGGGUCUAUUUACUCGGUGACGUUCAGUGCGGCUCGCACGUGCGCUCAGCUGGAGUCGCUAAACAUCUCAGUGCCACCUGCAUCACAGACCAUAGACUUGCAAACAUUGUAUAAUGUGCAAGGGUGGGACCCAUACGCGUGGGCUUUUGAAGCAGAGGAGGAUAAGGUGAAUUUGGUUUUUAGGAAUUUGGGCAUGGAGGAUGACCCCGCUUGUGGGCCCAUUAUUGAUGACAUUGCCAUCAAAAAGCUUUUGGCUCCCGAUAAACCCAAAGACGAUGCAGUACUAAACGGUGACUUUGAGGAAGGUCCGUGGAUGUUUAGAAACGUUUCACUAGGGGUGUUACUACCCACCAACCUGGAUGAGGAAAUAACUUCUUUACCUGGUUGGACUGUCGAAUCCAACAGGGCUGUUCGCUACAUCGACUCCUACCACUUCUCAGUUCCAGGAGGCAAACGCGCCAUUGAAUUGCUCUCAGGAAAAGAAGGCAUAAUUUCCCAAAUGGUUGAAACAACGCCAAACAAGGCGUACACCAUGACAGUAUCACUGGGCCAUGCUGGGGACAAAUGCAAGCAGCCCAUGGCAAUUAUGGCCUUCGCUGGAGAUCAGGCCCAAAACGUCCAUUAUACUCCCAAUUCUAAUUCCACCUUUCAAACUGCUAAUUUGAACUUCACUGCCAAGGCCGAUAGAACCAGGAUUGCAUUCUACAGUGUUUACUACAAUACCAGGACAGAUGAUAUGAGCUCCCUAUGUGGGCCCGUGGUGGAUGACGUUCGGGUUUGCAUUUCGGGUGCGAGGAGGAUUGGUUCUGGCGGGGUCGGGCUUGCGUUUUGGGUGUUUGUUUUGGUUUUGGUUUUAGUUUAGAGGUUGGUUUGGUAGGAUAAUGUGUUUUACGUAUGCUAUCUUGUGAGCUUUACUUUAGAGUUUUGGUAUUAGAAAUGAGAAUGUUCUGUUAUCUUUCUAUCUUAAAUUGCAAUUAAUCAAAAGAUCUGUAAAUUAUUUAUUUA